GCCGUACUUUACAGCAAGUCCUCGCGGAAGUACUGACGUGUUCACAUUAGCCGAACCAGCACGAGAGGUAGUUAGGUAGAGCCGAGAGUGACACAGCGGCAGAAUCAGACAGGAUGUCAGAAGGGGACAGUGUUGGUGAAUCAAUCCAUGGGAAACCAUCCACAAUCGGCAGCUUCUUCACACGGGUUGGACAGAUUUAUCAGUCAUGGCUAGACAGGUCGACGCCGUUCUCCAUAGGGCGAUGGGGAGUCACACUUUCGCUAACGGCCAUCUACAUGAUCAGAGUGUACAUAUUACAGGGUUGGUAUAUUGUAACAUAUGCUCUGGGAAUUUACCAUCUCAACCUGUUCAUCGCUUUUCUAUCACCAAAAGUGGAUCCAUCAAUGCUUGACGAAGAUGAGGGCCCGGCGCUCCCCACCAAGCAGAAUGAGGAGUUCCGUCCAUUCAUCAGGAGGUUGCCUGAAUUCAAAUUCUGGCAUUCGGCAACGAAAGGCAUCGUCAUCGCCAUGAUUUGCACAUUCUUUGAAGCCUUCAACGUGCCAGUGUUCUGGCCCAUACUUGUAAUGUACUUCAUCAUGCUUUUCUGUAUCACCAUGAAGAGGCAGAUCAAGCAUAUGGUCAAGUACAGAUACCUCCCCUUCACACACGGGAAGAGGACUUACAGAGGCAAGGAAGAAACCGGGAAACCUUUUGCUAGUUAAAAUCAAACAUUCCCCCUUAACCCCCCCGCCCCCAUUUGAAAAUUACAAGUUAUGGAAAAAUAGUAUAUGUGGGUAAAAGGGGUCAGUGAUUGUCUGUGGGGGGAAAAAAAUAAAAAAAAGAUAAAAAAAUAGUUUGGAUUCAAAAUGUUGACAGUAUUGGAUGGUAGUAGUGCUGAGGAUUGAUGUAGUCACAAGAGGACACGCUGCCUAUGGUUAUUAUGGGGAUGGGGAUAUGAGAUGGCCAGUCAUAUCACAGCCGCGGGAUACCUUUGUAUUUGGUCAGUGGAUGAAACGCAGUGCCGCCCUUUGCCUUGUAACCCCAUGGGUUAAGUAUAAACUCUGCUAGAGGGGGCAGCACUGGAUGGAUUGCAGUAGAAAUUCAGUUGUGGAUUCUUAACGACGAUCCAUUUCUAACUGCUCUGCUCGGCUCUGUCUCCAAGGGAAAUACAAUUUUGCCAACUACUUUUGAUUAAAGACAUGGUACCUACUCGUUUAUAAUGUGUAAAAUGGGAGGUCCUUAGGUUUUAGAAUGAAAUAACUUGAUUAGAUGUACUUUUUUUUGGGGGGGGAGUAAAUAUGAACGUUUUAAAUUGAUGUGUGUCUGUGAUCAAGUGUAUUUUUGCACUGGCUUUAGACUCACACCAGAAAUUUUCCUUUGUGUAAUGCAGUUCAUUUUUAGUGACUGGUUACGCUUCAGUUGAACACAUUCACUACAUACAACACCUAUCAUAACUAUUCAGAACCAUAGUCCAACAAUCUGUUGAUGGCACAAGCAGUGAUUUAGGUAUAGGAGAUUGGCUAGAUAACAAGUUAGCGAAGAGUGAAAAUCACUGCAUGGCCAGGACAGAGUUGGUGUACUCUCCAGAGAAUAUCAUCAUGGAGGAUUAUGAAAUGUCAUGUUUUUUACAACAUUAUGUACGGUGAGGUUUAGGAAAGCCCAGUUCAAGUUGUGUGGCUGAUUAUUUUAAUUUGUUCCUGUUUUGCCCUCCGUAGCCAUAGAAUCCCUUUUGUGUUUAUUCCCUCUGCUUUCCCAUCAUGUCAAAAUACGCUUUGCUUGUACAGUUGAAGUGAAAUAUAAUACUGUCAUUCAGCACUCCUGGAAACUAAAUGACAGAGAUUACUUUACGUCUAGCUAUGGGCAAGCGAAUCAAGUAGUUCAACCUCAGAUUUAUGCUUUGCGGCCCCUGUGAAUAUAAUUUUUGGGGUUCAAAUUUCUUAAAAUGUACAUCAUAGUAUCAUACCCGUAUUCUAAUGAUUAUUUCCUUACAAAAAAGUUAUCUCCUGAAAGACCCUAUAGUUUGAACAAGCAGUUUAGCCAACUAUUUAAAAACUGGGGUAUAUUCCAUUCAAAUCUAGUAGCCUGAUACUCACAUUCUGUAUUUUUCUUUUGACAAAUAUGUGGUAAUAGUCUAAUCAUUCCAUACAAAAAUAUUUUCUCUUUCUCUUCUUUUGCAGAGGAAACAUAAGAAAAGUGAGAUUGAGAGCUUUUAAUGUAACAAAUGGAUGAAGGGGGUAUGCCGGGGAUCUUAUGAAAAGUAUGCGGUGGUAUUUUUGGUAACCAGAGACAUUUUGGAAAACCUUUGAUCAGCACUAGUGAAGGAUCAAAACAUUUUUCCUGUCAAAGUACAUCAUUUUUCCAAGGGUUUCUUGAGGAUUUAUAUCAAUUUUAAAGAUUACAUUUGUUUUGAGAUUAUUUUGAACAUUCUUUUUUUUUCUUCAAACAUAACUGUUUCCAAGUGUUCAAGUCAUUGUAUGUCAUUUUAGAAAACUAAACUAGUCAAAUUGAUUUCUAGAUUUAUAAACUUUCUCAUGAAAGAGAUUGCAUGUUCUUGGUUGCUCUUGUGCUGCAAUUAUAAACAAAAAAAAUGA
Messenger RNA from Coregonus clupeaformis (lake whitefish), 2570 nucleotides. Its product is annotated as protein RER1-like. Gene Ontology annotation, biological process: retrograde vesicle-mediated transport, Golgi to endoplasmic reticulum; protein retention in ER lumen. Gene Ontology annotation, cellular component: Golgi membrane. Lineage: Eukaryota; Metazoa; Chordata; Actinopteri; Salmoniformes; Salmonidae. The transcript is spliced from 7 exons. Bases 114 to 701 code for a protein of 195 amino acids. The record is from RefSeq and is a predicted model, not a curated record.